Messenger RNA from Pungitius pungitius (ninespine stickleback), 1627 nucleotides. It is a transcript of the gene cldn34a, whose product is annotated as claudin 34a. NCBI's taxonomy places the organism in Eukaryota, Metazoa, Chordata, Actinopteri, Perciformes, Gasterosteidae. Gene Ontology annotation, cellular component: bicellular tight junction; plasma membrane. Gene Ontology annotation, molecular function: structural molecule activity. Bases 227 to 928 code for a protein of 233 amino acids. The record is from RefSeq and is a predicted model, not a curated record. The transcript is spliced from 2 exons. Gene Ontology annotation, biological process: bicellular tight junction assembly; cell adhesion.
GCUGAUAACCAGGAGGCUGAAAAGACUUUGGAGCGUCUCUCCUGGGAAGAGUCUCUGCAGAGUGUUGACGCUCGACGUGUUGGACGACUCCGCUUCAGAGGAAGGAUUCGGUACGUUGUGAAGGCACCACUCACUUAUCUACAUUUCUGCCGUAAUGGCGCACAGCCGCCCGUGACGCGGCGUGGACCAUGAGCGAGCGGCCCCCGCGGCGUUAGCGGCCCCCGGGAUGAGGUACCUGGCGCACACGGCUCACUGGCAGUUCCUGGGCCUGAUAGCGGGGCUCCUGGCGUGGAUCCUCCUCAUGGCCGCCACGGGCCUGAACGAGUGGCGGCUGUGGCGCGUGGACGACGUGUCCGUGGUCACCUCGGGCGUGGCCUGGGUGGGCAUCUGGAGGGCGUGUUUCUACAGCCACGCCCUCCCCGAGGCGGAGACCUGCCGCGCCAUCGGCCUCUCGUUCGCGCCGGCGGAGGUGGCGGCGGCUCAGGUGCUGAUGGUGGUGUCGCUGACCUGCGGCCUGGCGGGGAACGUGGGGGCCGCCGUGGCCAUGCGGCUGGUCUACUUCUCCGUGGAGGGCCGGGGGAACGUGCGGCCGGCCUUCGUGCUGGCCGGGACGGCGUACCUGCUGGCGGGGACGACCUGCUCGGUGCCGCUGGCGUGGAACGCGCGGUCGGUGCUGAACAACUGCAGCAUCGAGUUCCCCCCCGAGUUCCAGCUGCCCGCGGCGCCGGCCGCGCAGCGGGUGGGGUCGGCCGUCGGCGUGGGCGCCGUGGCCGCGGUGCUGAUGCUCGCGAGCGGGCUGCUUUUCCUCUGCCACCGCUACGCCAGGAAGGGGCCGAGCGCCGAGGCCCCCAAAGACGCCGGGGACCCGCGGGCGCCAGGACGCCAGGGCCGGGACAACGCCGCCUUUCACAUGGAGGAAGUCUCCUGAUGGGAGGACACCGAGAACCUUUCCACGGAGCAGAGUAGAAAAGUUGGAAGGUCUAAACAUGAACUCAAAAGUCUCCACUUGCACAAAAAGCACUUAAUAAAUGUUCUUAAAGCUUUGACUUAGAUCCAUUUGUAGUAUUUAUGCAAUAGUUGUUUCCACUUUCAACGAGUUAAAUAUUUUAAACAGCCUGAUUAUAACUUCAAACGUAACUCUGUUUAAUGACGGCUACAUUCUGACUCGUGUGUUAACUAAAUGUUCUUCACAGCCUGUGAUACGUCGAUGCAUAUUGGAGCAGUGAGGCCCCCUGUGGACACCAGCAGAAUUACAUGCAUUGCCCCUAACGUAUGGUUUCAUGGUGUGAAUCUAACAUUGAGUUUUCAAAGGGACAUAUUGGUUCUUCCAGGCCUGAGUGAUGCUGUCCCCAGUGACGCACAGGGAUGCAGUUCGCCUUUAACUGGGAUGUUUUCCAGCUCGUCACUGGAGAAAAGGGUUGGAGGUUGUGGGAGUAAACACUUCCCGAUCUUUCCUGUGAUCUACCGUCCACGUUAGGAUAGUUCUCGUAGGUUGUAUUGCUUCAUAAUGUUGUGGCGUUGAUGCGAUCUUCAGACGGCUCUCUGCUCAGGGUUCAGGUUCACGUGUGAUGUAACAUCAUAAUAAACGUUUAUUUUGGAUGAAGCAAUCCGAGCGUCUCCGUCACGA